Molecule: messenger RNA, 5935 nt
Organism: Cataglyphis hispanica
Lineage: Eukaryota; Metazoa; Arthropoda; Insecta; Hymenoptera; Formicidae
Exons: 7
Coding region: 370-5265 (1631 amino acids)
Biological process (GO): regulation of transcription by RNA polymerase II
Cellular component (GO): chromosome
Molecular function (GO): chromatin insulator sequence binding
Source: RefSeq, a predicted model, not a curated record
AGUGAUUAUUAUGAGGUUAGACAUGAUUAUAAGUUAUUAAAAAUAUUGUGUGAGAAGGCGAAAUUUGACAUCACAGUGACAAGAAGAUUAGUAUUAUCAAAGUAUGCUAUUCUUUAUAGUCGAGGAAAGAGAAUAACGUUAUACAGCUCUAGCAUAAUUGAUGCAUGUGUUAUCCAUAUAUAAAUAGUACAGAAUAUAUAUACACACAUGAGAUAAGUAUAUAUAUUAUUUCUCCAUUUUGUUUCAACAUACAUGGCAUGUCAUGCAAUGGAUACUACAAAAAUGUAGGGCUCUCUGCAUUGGAAGAUCUUUCUGAAUUGACAUAUUAAAAGAAUGGCAUACAAUUUACAGUUACAGCUAUAAAGUAUCAUGGAAUCCUCAAUGACUACAUCUGUUUGCUCUGCAAAAUCAAUGAUUGUUGGAUCCAACUUACUUGAUCCAAAAUGUACUUACGAUAUUAGCCCAAAACUGCACAAGAAUAGUAGAAUUGAAAAUAAAAAAGGAUUAUCAUAUCAAAUAGCUGUAAAAGAUGCUUUGUUUGGAAAGAAGUGUUUACCUUAUAUGCCAACAGAACCACCAGCAUCCUUAAGUGAAGAGAUUGUGGAAUCUGAUCCACUAUAUGUGUGUAAACACUGUAAAGAUUGUUUUCGCUUUCAAAGUAGCUUUGAAGAUCAUAACAAACGACGUAGUUGGAUCUUAGGGUUUUUGUGUCGCAAUUGUUUUAUAACAAUAUGUACCCACAUAACUAAAACAGGUUCUGCAUGUUCUAUAUGCACAAAAAAAGACAUUGAUAAACGUUUUUAUUUGCGAAGAAGAGGCUUACCUAGAUAUCAAAAGCCAGGCGUUACAAAAGUAUUCUACAACCAAUGCCAAUUUUGGGAACAUGUAAAAAUGCAUGGUUUAAGCGGAGUGGAUAUGGGUGACAUAAUAUUAAUGCCUUUAUCUGCUAACAUGUGUGAGAAUGACUGGUUGCCCCAAGUUGAAAUAAUAUGUGAAGCACUUAUGGAACACUCAUUUUUGUCACGUGUGCAUAUUAUGGAUUGGUUAAAAAAAUAUAACUUGGAAGAUAAAUGGUGGAAGUUAGUUAAUGGUAAAAGUAAUAAUAAUGUGAUAAGUAAAAUUGUUGAGGGUUACCAAGGCCGACAAUUAUUUAAGACCUUUGAAAAGUCAACAGUAAAUGAAUUUACAAAUUUCAAUUCUUCUGACAGUGUAUAUAGUAUUAACAAAAGCUCUCUCAAUAUUGAAUUUUCUGAUGACAGUGUUAAAGACAACGAUGCAAAUAAGAUUGCAGAUAAAAAUGUAUCAGAAAAUGAAGAUAAUCCUUGUAUGCCAACUGAUAUUGCUUUUGUGGAUUGCGGUCCUACUUCACAAUAUUUAGAACCAGAAUCAUCAGUGAGUUAUGUACCCAUAAGGCGGGUAAAAGUUAUUAAAAAAUCAGCACAUAACAAUAAUAAAAGCUUGACUAAUAUGGUAAAAAUAAAUAAUAAAAAAAAAAUUGCAACUUGUAAAGAUCUUCAUCCACUGGAAACAAAUAUGACUAGAGAAAAUACUACUGCUGUAAAAACAGACAAAAGUUCCAACAAAAAAUUUGUCAUUAGACAAUCAUCCAAAGACUGUGUGCAACAAUAUAGAAUAGAGGAGCCAUUUGGAAAAAAAGUUGAAGAAAACAGCAUCAAUCAGUUUAUAGAAACUGAUAUUAAUAAAAUUCUGGAUAAUCCAGUUAAAAUUCCAGUUUCUCGUAAGAAAGUUUUACCUAAAACUAAUUCAAAUCAUUUGGAGCAAGAUCUUCAAACAUCAAUUAAAAAUAAUAAUUCUAAAAUGCAAAAUGGAAGUUCACAAAAUGCAGAUAUUACAUCAAUAAUUAGUCAACUUCCAUCUCAUCUUAUUUCCAAUAAAAAAUUGGUUGUUAUUGAACCGGAUUCAAAUAACGUAAUUGCUUAUGAGAAGAAUGAGGUAACUGAAAAAAGAUUAAACACAUUGGUAUUAGAUAAUAGUAAUGUUACGGAUACUAAUAUAUCAUCACAAAAGAAGAUGUGUAAUUCCAUUAACAUCAACAAACAAGAACAAAUUCUGAUAAAAAAUGGAAAAAAAUACUUUAUUAAACAUCAAAAAUAUGUUACAAAGGAUACAAAAAACUCUUCUAAUUUGCCAGUUGUGAAUAGCACAACGAAAACUAUAAAACAGCUGGCAUCUGAGCACAUGUCAAUGUCAAAAUCUACUAAUCCUAGUAUGGCUGAGAAUAUUGAUAUGGAACAAAUAGCUUCGGUUUCUAAUGAUAUUUCUACAUCUUCUUUUACUAAUCUUUGUUUAACACCUUCACCAUCCCCUUCUGAAUCAUCCAGCAAUUCUGGCUGGAUAUACGAAUCAUAUAUUACAAAAAAUAUGCACAAAAGAUUAAAGAUUGCACUUCCGCAAUUAACCACAGUACAAUCCUCUUCUAAUACAAUCAAAGAAAAGAAAUAUUUAUUUGAAACAAUAUCACUUACCGAGAAAAAUGAAAAUGUUUAUAUGAAUAUAAAAAUAGUAGACCGUAUUUCAAAAGAAGGCUUUCGAGAUACGUUUGAAGUGAUACCAAAAUAUAGAGAGCAAAUGAUUGAUGAAUUUCACCAGUUAAAUAGUUUUGAAUUGAAAGAACGGAUUAAUCAUCUAAAACUUGUUAGUGAAGAAAUGAGAAAAGUUUUGGAUUUUUUAUCGAGCAAUGUCCUUUGGGAAAAAUCCAGAUCCAUCAAUACUCUCCAACAUAUAUUAGAAAAAUGCCUUCACAACAGUAAUCAAGAUGUGACAGAUAUGAAAAACGAUGAUGUGAUAUUAGAUGAAUGGGAAUCAGAAAUAUCGAAAAAGCAAUAUCCAAGUAAAUGUUCAUUAUGUAAUAAGAUUGUGAAACCUAUGUCAUAUAUUCCUGGAUUUUCGAGAUUACCUAAGGACGAUAAUAUAUAUUGUUCUUGUUAUAAACUUGUUUGUCACGAGUGUCUAUCUUACCAAGAUAAUCUUUCACAGUUUAUUGCGCAUCAAAACUAUCACAAGAAUUGCGAGCCUUACGUUUGUCCAAACUGCCAAUCCAAAUUCACUUCUGUCAGAUCUUUAGAAGUUCACACAUGGACUGUUUGUUUUCAUACUUUGAAAAAAUUUAUUCUUUCUUGUAAAAUUUGCGAAAUAGAUGGUUUUAGGGAUAUGGAAUCGAUUACCAGACAUAUUGCUAUCAUGCACAGCACCAAAAAGAUCGCUUGUGAAGUAUGUAGUAAGGUACUUUCUUCAUAUAGUGAAUAUGUAAAACAUUCCACAGAGACACAUGUGUCUGUGCGGAGUCGAAAUCCGAUACGAUUGGUGAAAUGCAGAUUAGGUAAUGUAAUCAUACGUUUUGAGAAUUUAAUGUGGUAUACGGAGAUGCAUCCUGCGAUUCGAAAAUUAAUAUGGUUUAAAUGUCCCUUUUGCUCGUUGAUAACAGUAGAAAAUAAAUAUACGACUGCGAUUUUAAAUGAUCAUUUACGAAAUAAGCAUUUGAAUCGCUUAUCGGAGAUUCUUAGUAAAGAAGCAUUGAUCGAUAUUCUUUGGACACCUUCUUUGAAAACUGAUGUAAAUAAUGAUGUAGAUGUUUCGGAAAAUCUUAUAGAUACGUUUUCGAACGAAGCAGCGAAACAUACUAUAAUACCUAGAAUCGUGAAUGCUCGAACUAUCUCUUCAGAAAUAUUCGAACAUGGUACAGAAGACGAAAUAUCUCUUUGGAAAUAUAAUGAUUCGGACGUGGCAUGGUCUAGAAGAGAAAUAAAGCCAUCAACAAUAGAAAAUGUUAAUGAUGAGCAAAAAAUAAGUUCAUUGCCAAAAAUUCUCAAUGUUAAAUCAAUAAGCAAUUUAAAGUCAUCCAAAUCUAAGAAAACUUCAAUCGAAGCAAAAGAGAAAUCUAAUUCUCAAUCUUCUCAAGCUGAAAUAGUUAUAGAUGAGAAAGAUGAUCCAUUAGCAGUCGAAGAUGCGAAAGAAAUGGAAUUAGAUGAUAGUAAGUCCGACAAUAAGAAAGAAAUAGAAAAGACAAAAGAGCCUGAAAAAACCAACAACGAAUUGAUUGUAUCAACAGACACACAUAAUGUCCGUGUAAUCUCGUCGACUGAAUCAUGCAGAAGAAUUUUAGAUUCUGAGUUUAUGUCUAAAAAAAGCAUAGAUGGUCAUAUAAAGGUAAUUGAUAUUAGAAAAAUAUGUAAACCGAAUAUAGAGUCAUUUGUUACUACUGAACCGAAUAAUACACUAAUAGAAGAUGAAAACAUGACAUGUAUUUUGCAACCUCCUCCACUUGCCAAGAUUCCGCAACAUUUAUUUAAGUCUGUGAAAAUUUACGAACCAGAUAAUGAUUCAAAGAAUGUUGCGAAGACGAAAAAAUUUCUCCCUCGAAAAGCAGAUAACAAAACAAUAGGGCGUAUCGCUAUACACGGAACAAGAGAUGCGCAAGAGAUAAAUGUCGAUUAUCUGUGCCAUUUAUGCGGUGAACAGAUUAAUACUUCUAGAUCCGUGGUGCAGACACACUUUCGUGAAAAGCAUUCGCAUGAAUGCAGAUUGGCGAUAAUCACUCCACAGUUAAUGCGGGUAUCACCUGAUUUUAUUAAUGGCGGUUACAAGCAAUUUAUCAAUAGCAGAAAACGAAAAGCGGAUAGCGCUUUACUCGUGUCCAAAAGGAAACGUCGUUGGACUACGAAGAAACAUACAGAAACGAAGGAUACGAGUGCGCCUAUAGGAUUAUGCGUGGAACAAGAGACAGCAGAGGACGGCGAAGGAAAUUUUAAGUGUAAGAAAUGCGAUCAACGAUGUACCGACAUGUCUAAUCUGAGAGAGCACAUCGCUGCUAAUCAUCGACUAAAAGGUCGUUACCUGAUAUGUCUGGAAUGCGGCGAGAAUUUUGUGGUCGCGCCUAGCUUGCAGAUGCAUCUCAAAGCUUUCCACGGAAUAGAGAAUCCUAUCAAUUAUAUGAAUCAAAACCCUUCUUAUGCUCUUGGUAUCGAUGACGACUCAGAAGCGGAAAGAAAAAUGACAGUGGCUAAUCAGUGCUACGUCUGUAUGGCAGUUUUCGAAGAUAAGGCUGCAGUAGACAAACAUUUGAGAGUGCAUGGUAUGGCUUUUUUAAAUCGUAAGAGAAUAGAAGCGAGAAAUGCCCUUAAAAGCCCUGAAAAGAAGACUAAUAUGGAGGAAGAAAAUGUUGUUAAAGGCAAUCCAAAAGAGACAAUGAAACUGGAUAAGCCAGCAGAAAUAAUUCUAGAAAAAAUUAACAUUGCAAUAGAGUAAGUGAUAAAAAAUAUAAAGAAAAACAAUGCUGUACUAUAACGAAUUCAUUAAUUUUAUUUCUGUGUAUAUUUGAACGCUCAAUUCUUUAUUGUUAUUAUGUAAUAUUAUAUUAGUAAAUUGGAAAUUUUUCACACAUACCCAUCACACACCAUAUGCAUGCACACACACAUACUCACACACACGUAUUGUAAAAUAUUACUUUCUUGUAUAAUAUCCAGGCAAAUUAUUAGAAAAUGAUCAAUUUUGGUAUUGGACUUUUUAAUCGUAGAAAUAAAAAAAUUUUAUUAUAUACUAUAUAUAUCUAUGCACACUAUGUGAAAUAUUUUGUUAAUUUAACCUUUUUCAUAAUGUAUAUGUAAAUGUAUUUAUUUAUAUAUUUAUUAUAUGGAAUUUUAAUUUGAUGGAAUUAUAAUUUCUAUUGUUUGUUAUAAACUUUUAUUUAUUUUCUCUGAACAAAAUGGAUAUUAACUCCAAAAGUGAAGUUAUUAUAAAACAUAUAUAAACAUUAUUUUCAUAAAAAUUCGCGAAAGAUAUAUGGAUUUAUUGCAGAUAUAAGAUAAUGUAUAUAAUUAUCUAUUCUCUAUAGAAAUUAAUGUUUUUUUGUACUAUAAUAGCUUUUAGUCAUAUAAUUUCAUUUACGAUGUAUGAGAAUAAAAAAAUUUUUUAUUAA